Messenger RNA from Necator americanus (New World hookworm), 204 nucleotides. RefSeq lists its product as uncharacterized. The transcript has 3 exons. Lineage: Eukaryota; Metazoa; Nematoda; Chromadorea; Rhabditida; Ancylostomatidae. The record is from RefSeq and is a predicted model, not a curated record. The coding region runs from base 1 to 204 and encodes 67 amino acids.
AUGCAGGGAAAGAUCAGCGAAACCACUCCUGUAUUCAGAACCUACGAUCCGUUAUUGGCAAUUCGCAUAAGGAUAGAACGACUUCUUAGAGAGUUACAACACCAUCAAUUAUCGAUCGUCUCGAGGAUCGAAAAUACCCAACGGCGUCUUAUCAGCCACACUACAAAUACCCUCCCCAUCUUGGACUGUUUGUCGAAUGACUAA